AUGUACCUGGCAGGUCUCGUAGCGGACAAGGGACCAGGAUCGUGUCUAUUGGCCUUCUGCAAGGGGCAGGUCAUCAGGGCAAGGGGGUUGUCUCGUCGUGUGAAUAAUUCUUGGCAGUUACAAGGGACACUCGAAGCCGUUGCACACCACCGUGGAGUGUUGCAACACAAUCCUCAGCCGCGCACCCUGGGCGAUAUUGUGUACAGCGAGUGCUACUGGAACGAUGUCAACGGGUCACGAGUCCUCCGCCGGGCAUGGGAUGGUGCGAGUCGUACCGAGUCGUUGACAGAUGGUUCGAGUCAGCCGCUUCUGAGACUCACGUACGACCACAACGGACACCCGACCUCCAUUACCUUGGGCGAUCACCUGUCCUCGCUCAAUGUCACCUACGAUAGGUUCGGCCGCGUGGAGGCGCGCCAGUGGGACGACUCCAGCGAGACCUACGAGUACGACGCCCACGGCCUCCUCUCCAGCGUGGCCGGAAGCGGCGCCCGCGCGCCCUUCACGACCAGCUACACCUUCGGGGAGAUCAGACUGCCCGUGACCAUCACGCUGCCUUCGGGCCGCACGUGGGACCUCCACUACGACGAGCGGGGCGGCCUCAAGUUCGUGACCACGCCCACGGGGUCCGCCCACUUCUUCUCCAUGCAGCCGUCCUUCGGGUACUUCAUCUUCACGUACACGCCGCCCGGGUCCACGCACUCGUACCGCCAGUACCUGGACCACGCCGGCCGCCUCCUGCUGACCACGUUCCCCGCCGGCGCCGCCAAGGUGCUCUACACGUACACGGAGGCGGGGCAGCUGAAGGAGAUCGUGUCGGGCGACGGCAAGACGCAGUUCGCCUACGGCAGCGACGGCCUCAUGUCGGAGACCACACAUGAGGAAGCUUUUUUAGAGUACAAGAUGGACAUGCUGUACACGGGGCGCCUCCUGCAGGAGCACCGUAUCGACUACGGCGCCAGAACCGGACUGAGCAACGUUAAGUUCACGUACGAGUACGACUCCAACUUCCGCGUGACGAGUUUCGCCGGGCGCAUCGGCGGCCAGAACCUGGCGCCGUUCGCCUUCGCGUACAGCGCGGCCACGGGCGGCCCCUCGCAGAUCGGCCACUUCUCGGUGGCGCGGCCGCGGCUCAACGAGACCGCCAUCCAGGACGGCACCGCCAUCUUCUCGCGGCAGCUGAACGCGCACCUGCAGGUGGCCGAGUCGUCGGUGACCAUCCACAACAUGCAGGUGUUCAAGCUGCAGAUCCUGUACAACUCGGACGGCAAGAUCAAGCAGACCAACACGUACACGCGCAACUUCCACACGAAGCCCUACACCAACACCAAGAACUACACGUACGACGCGGACGGCCAGCUGACCAGCGUGGAGGCCAAGGAGCCCUGGAGCUUCACCUACGACGCCAACGGCAACAUGCUGUCGCUCACGUACUCCACCAACACGAUCCCCAUGAAGUACGACUCGCAGGACCGCAUCGUCAAGUUCGGCGAGGGCGUCUACCGCUACGACUCCCGCGGCGCCAUCGUGCAGAACGCCCGCGAGGUGACCUACCAGUACAACGCCCGCGGACUCCUCGUGCGAGCCGCCAAGUCCGGCCGCUUCAACAUCAGGUACAUGUACGACCACGAGAACCGCCUGGUGGCCCGCAAGGACAACUUCGGCAACGUGACCCAGUUCCUGUACACGGACCAGCGGCACCCGGACCAGGUCACGCACAUCUACAGCCCUCGCGACGGAAAUCUCAUCAGCCUGGUCUACGACGACCGAGGACACAUCAUAUUCGCGCAGGUUUAUCGGAACAAGUACUACAUCGCGACGGACGAGUGCGGAACCCCCGUGAUGGUGUUUAACCAGUAUGGCGAGGUCGUCCGUGAGAUGAUGCGCUCCCCUUACGGACACAUCAUGUACGACUCCAAUCCUUACCUGUACUUACCUGUGGAUUACUGCGGCGGAUUACUCGAAACACGGACCGAACUCGUCCACAUGCCCCGGGGAAGGAUUUACGACCCGCUCAUUGGCCAAUGGCUUUCACCGGCUUGGGAAGAUGUGCCAGGCAGCGUCCUCUCUCCGGCUCGCCUCACGCUCUACCGCUUCAACGGGAACGACCCUAUCAACGUGCAUCUGAGGCACUGGAAGAACUACGACCACAAGGCUUGGCUCUCUCGUCUCGGCUACAACCUGGAGAGUUUGGCUCCUCAGCUAGCGUGGGCUUACACACCUAAUCCACCGUCACUGUGGGAAGCUUUUACCCACACCCCAGCCACCCCCACACGUGCGGCUGUGUCCCCUUUCUCGGAACAGGUUCAGGGCGUCCGGUGCGUGAGUGGCCUCGUGCUGACGCUGCAGGAAGCGGCAAGGACCACGGCGCGCCUCUCGACUCUCACCCCAACACGUCUCAGACAUGACUUCUGGCCGCAGACUCACAAGAUCGAGAUUGCGAGCGUCCCAGGUCCCUUCGGCGUCGGUCUUCUGGUCUCUUCGGUCGACGGUCGAGCGAUGGUCACGGCCACGGACCUUGCCAACCCGAUCUUCAGGGACGUUCUCACCUCCGUCUUCAAUAAUUCUUUGUUGUUGGACAUCACCCUCACAACCCACAACACUCAUGUUUUCUACUUCGUUAAGGAAAACUUCUGGAAGGCUUCGGAGGACAUGACGCAGCUGAACCGACUCGGGGGCGAAGUGAACAUCACGGUCCACGAGCCCUCGGCCUCCGCGCCCCUCCAGGCUGACGAGGAGAAGAACGACAACUUCGUGGACGUGAAGUUGCACAGCGCUUGGGCCGUCGUGCACAUCCGCUACGGCACCACAGUCGUCCAGGAGAAGAAGAGGUUGCUCAAGCACGCCAAGAAGGUGGCGAUCCGGCGCGCGUGGUCGGAGGAGCGCGAGCGGCUGUCGUCCGGCCUCCCCGGCUCCGUCGAGUGGUCGUCGAGCGAAACCGAGGAGCUGCUCUCCCGCGGCUCCGUCAGCAGCUACACCGCCAAAUACCUGUACCCGCCCGAGGAGUAUCCGGCCCUGCUCGACGACCCCACGAACGUCCGCUUCUUCAGGAACACGAAGCGGACCAGACGGAACUCGAAGACGCGCCGCUCCCACCGCUGCCGCAAGUGGUGGCGCGGGCUGUGCUAGACCACGUGGGGCUCUCCCUCCGCGCCCCUCCCCUUCCCCCUGCUCCCUCCUCCCCUCGCCGCGAUGGGCGCCGCGCGGGGGCGAGCGAGAGAAAGAGAGGGAGAGAGACGGAGGGAGAGAAGGGAGAGAAAGAGGGAGGGGGAGCACGUGCCACGCGAACUUUACCGCUCAUUUCGUCCUAGUUUUCUCGACUCUUAAAGGGUGUUGGAGAGAGGAAGAGGAAGGCCUUCGGCAGGCGGCUCCUGGCGACGCUGUGGUGGCCAGCGAAGGAUUUUUUAAAAGGAGAUUCUGCCUGGAUUACAUUUCUUCUUAAUUUUCUCUUCGGCCUAAGAGAUUGAAAGAAAUGCAUUUGAAACUUUUUGUCAGUAUAUUAAAGCGAUCUCUCUUUUCUCUUAGCUUGAUGGACUCUUUCGACUAGAGCUCUCCAGGUGUGUUUGUGUAACUGACAUGUUGUGUGAUCAUUUGUAAAUAUUAAACGAGGAUUUUUUUUGCGUCGAAGAAAGAUGAAAUGGAGUUCCAUGGUCGAAUGGAAUACGGCAAAGCCUAACAUUCCGUGUAUUGAAGUGGCUUUAUUUUACGGCAUUUGAUGAUAAACCCAAAUGGCAUUCUGAGGGCAUAGGGCACUUUGUAACAAGUACCCCGUGCAAUGUGCACCUUUCUGGCACUGCGAGACUGUACCUUGCACAAGGAGCGGACAAUAAAAAGGUCGCUUUGCUUGAGUGGAAGCAGAGGGUCAGAACAACGAAAUGCUAUUGAAGAGGAAAAGGAUGAAUACAUAUAUAGAUAAAGGAAUAAAGUGUAAGAAGAUAUUUAUAUGUGAUAAUUCACGAGUCCGUGUGAUAAGAGUCACCGCCACUUUGAUUAUUUAAUGUCUGCAUUUACAAGUGAUCGUCGUGUUUGUGUACAUGAUAAGCACAUGUACAAAGUGCGUGCAGUACAUCAGGAAAGGACCAGUUUAUGAUGUCUCUGGACCGGGAAGGUUCCAGUGCAAGAUGUAGUGCACGUGCAUUGGUUGCAAAUUAUCUACACUACAGUGGUUUGUAAGUGCGUUGGCACUGGAAGUGCCACAGGGGUCAGUCAGUGUUGGUACAUUACUUCCGGCUUGUGUGCCGGUUCUUGGUGUGCUAGAUAUCGCACAGUCAAAUUUAAAGUAGAAAAAAAGACUUAUGCGGUAUAUCCAUGUUGCAUUUCACGCACUGAGUGUUGCAAGAAUUGCUAAACGAAUUACUAGUAUUUAGGAGAGUGAUUCCAGUGCACAUCCUCGCCUGACGAAGGCAGGUUGGUCCCCUGUCAACCCUCACCGUAGAGAAGGAGAUAUCAAAGAGCUUUUCACAGUAGUACUUAUGUACAUACAUAAAUGUACGUACAUAUAUACACACGAGCAGAUACAUACACACACAUAAACUUAUAUGUAUACAUACAUACGUACAUAUAUACAUACAUCCACACAUACGUACAUACAUGACAUGCAUUUUCAAAUGCAUAUGAGUGCAGGUAAAUGCGCAUGCGUGAACGCGCGUCAAAACACACACACAAAACACACACACACACACACACACACACACACACACACACACACACACACACACACACACACACACACACACACACACACACACACACACACACACGCAUUGAGGCACGGAUUCACGUACACAUUCACGCACGCACACCACACAUACACACACGGAAAUCGAUGUAUUUGUAUGUUUACAUGUAAUUAUGCAUGCAUAUGAAUGUAUAUAUUUAUGUAUGCAUAUAAAUGUAUGUACGGUGUGCUGUAAGCACGUAAUUAUGUGUGUAUAUGUA
Penaeus indicus is the source of this 4938-nucleotide messenger RNA. RefSeq names its product teneurin-a-like. The record is from RefSeq and is a predicted model, not a curated record. NCBI's taxonomy places the organism in Eukaryota, Metazoa, Arthropoda, Malacostraca, Decapoda, Penaeidae. The transcript has 12 exons. Gene Ontology annotation, biological process: motor neuron axon guidance. Bases 1 to 3129 code for a protein of 1042 amino acids.